Messenger RNA from Vicia villosa (hairy vetch), 958 nucleotides. RefSeq lists its product as uncharacterized. Lineage: Eukaryota; Viridiplantae; Streptophyta; Magnoliopsida; Fabales; Fabaceae. The record is from RefSeq and is a predicted model, not a curated record. The transcript is spliced from 3 exons. The coding region runs from base 104 to 763 and encodes 219 amino acids.
AGAGUGAAUCCAAAAUAAAGUAGAGAAAAACAGAGGGGAACACCCUGUUUGUAGAGGGAAGAGGUUGGUUCCAUCACCAAGAAGCACCAGAUCUUCCUUCUCCAUGGCAACACCGGUGGUAGCAUCCAAAUCAUCACCAUCUUCAUCCAAAAGAUGGAUCAACAAUAUUUCCUCAAUUGCAGCUCGCAUCUACUUUCUCCUCAUCAUCUUCCAAAUUCCCCUUUUCAGGGUUACUUGUAGAUCUGGUGUGUGUACAACCCCUUUACAUGUUACAUCAUCACAGUUAGUUGCAAGUGAGAUAUUUCCAGUUCCAAUUGUGAAGGGUCUUUUGUACCCAGGUGCUGCUUUAAAUGGACUUAUUCACAACAUGACUGUUCCCCGUUGGGAUGAUUUGUUUAGCUUGUAUAACUUGACAUCUAUCAAGGAUGCUUCUGCUGUCACUGAUCUCCAACGCUUGGAGGUCCUUGCGGGAAGCUACUUCUCCGUGGCAGGAGCACUUGUUGGUAUUCUGAAACCAGGUAGAAUGAGCAUAUUUGGGUCACUUCUUGUAAUAUGGGGACUCGUCAAAGAAGGGAUUUUAGGAAAGCCAGUAAACAAUGAUCCUUCAUCAGCUGUCUAUGUCUACCCAACAAUGGUGCUUGCCAUGAUAUGUGCCUUCUCGUCUGUAAAGUAUGAUAUUAAGAAGGUUUCUGCUAGGUCAGCAGCGUCUGUUCGGUCCACUGCUAAACCUCUUAAGAGCUCAACAAAGUCUAAGCUGAAAUGAGUGGUUCUCAUGUUGACACGUUCAACUCGUGUACUUGUUUCUCACCAAUUCAUUUUGAAACACCUAGACUUAGUUCAGUUUUUUUCUUUUUACCAGAAUUGUUAAAUUUUCAUUUUACUCACAUUUCUGUUAAUUGGUUGAGCUUGUUGAUCAGUAAGUAGAAGGUAGAGAAAAGACUGCAUAGAAAUUUUUACA